Lucilia sericata (common green bottle fly) is the source of this 1704-nucleotide messenger RNA. RefSeq lists its product as uncharacterized. Lineage: Eukaryota; Metazoa; Arthropoda; Insecta; Diptera; Calliphoridae. The transcript is spliced from 4 exons. Gene Ontology annotation, cellular component: proton-transporting V-type ATPase complex. The record is from RefSeq and is a predicted model, not a curated record. Bases 125 to 1267 code for a protein of 380 amino acids.
UUAUACAUUUUACAUUUAUCCUGCCAGUAACAUUAAAAACGCUACGUAUUUUGUUUAAAUUCGCAAGAAAUUUUGUUUGAGUUUAAAGAAAUUUAAAAAAAUAAAAAAAAAAUCUAAACAAAUAAUGAAAUUAAUUUAUAUCAUUCCAAUACUAUGUUUAGUAUCUUUGGCUGCAGCUAAUAUUAGUGGGCCAUAUUUAUUUUGGGGUCAUGAAAAAGUCAUAAAUCUACAGCCCCGUGCAUUGGUUGAGGCAUCAGAAAAUGAUUUUUCAAAUUUAUUUCGUGACGUUAAGGCCAUAGUGAUAUUUGUACGUAAUAAUACAAAACGUUUAGAUGCUCAACAAUAUCCGAAGUUUAGACAAUUGGUAAAAGAUAAUGCCUGGACCUAUUUGCCACAGCAUUCAUUAACUGCCGAUCCCUUUAAUUAUAAUGCCAAUAUAGAGGUUAUUAAUUUAAGUGGUUCUGCUGAAGAAAGUGAUUCUGAAAUUGUUUCGGGUUACGCGGAUGCCUUGUCCAUUUAUGGUGAAGGUGAAGUUUUGGGUAUUCUAGCCAGUCGUGAAGAAGAAGCUCAUUUUAUUGCGAAACGUGAAGCUAAAGAGGGUGAAUUUGACGAAGGCAGAAGUACAACUUUCUCACCUCCCUUAAGUGAAGAAACCGAGGAGAGUUUUAUUUAUGUAGCUGGAGGCAAAAAAGCCAUACUCUAUGUAAACUAUGCACCCGAAUUGAAUCUCACCUCUAUGAAUGUCAGCUUUGUUCUGAAGGAACACAAUAAGGAAAUAACAUUUGACGAUCAAAGUCCCAAGGGCUAUGGACGUUUGAAUAUUAUAUUUAAAGUUGGUGAAGAGAAAUUAUUUAUGCGUUUUAAUUUCACUUUAAGUCGUGGUACCUGGUCAAUGAAGGCCGUUGAAAUUGAGUAUAGCGGUUAUAAGAAUAUUUUACCCGUUGUGGGUAAUAUGUAUAAUGUACCAUCGGCGCCGGUAGGAUUUUCAUAUCGUUGUUCAUCGCAAGACUUGUGGUUUACUAAUGGAACGGAUGUUUUAAAGAUUAGCGAUUAUCAGGUACAACCUUGGCUAAAUGGUGCCUCUGAAUUCGGUGAUGUUUACGAUUGUGUCGGCUUUACAACAGCACCCAUAUGGGCUGGCGUUUUAGUCAGUCUAUUUCUCUGUGGCAUAUUGUCCAUAGGUAUUUUAGCUCUGAUGGAUAUAAAGACACCAAAUCGUUUUGAAAGUUCUCGCAGCAAACAAUUAACAUUUACUGUGCAAGAAUAAUUCGUUCAAGGGGAAUAAGUAGUCAGAAAGUUUAAUAAACAUAACAGCAAACAAGUGAAACACAAUUUAAGAUCCAAUAUGUUUGUCCACAUGGUGGUGAGCAUUAUAAAACCUUUACUAUUAUUGGCUUUGGCCGUGCAAAUAUUUCUUAUACAAUCAUUAUUUAUUUGCAUUGUUUUAUAUAUUUAUUUAUGUUUAUUUUAUAAUAAUUAAUUAAGUUAUAUGUAAUUUAUUUAUGCUGUUAAUGUAUAUUUUAACCCCCUUAAAAAAGACAAAUGUUGCUAUUUAUAAAUUGUAAAAUGCAAAAAGAUAUUUAUGUAUGUAUGUAUACAUAGUUGCUAAUAUAAAAUCUUAAUCUUAUAGAUACAAUAAAAAUUACAUACUCAAAGUUUAAAUCUGAAACAACUAAUGAAUGUACUUCAAACUGAUAGUUGUAC